Mobula hypostoma (lesser devil ray) is the source of this 7030-nucleotide messenger RNA. RefSeq names its product rho GTPase-activating protein 7. The record is from RefSeq and is a predicted model, not a curated record. Bases 595 to 3588 code for a protein of 997 amino acids. Gene Ontology annotation, molecular function: protein binding; GTPase activator activity; lipid binding. The transcript has 15 exons. Gene Ontology annotation, biological process: signal transduction; regulation of Rho protein signal transduction; actin cytoskeleton organization. NCBI's taxonomy places the organism in Eukaryota, Metazoa, Chordata, Chondrichthyes, Myliobatiformes, Myliobatidae.
CAGCUUUAAAGUCAUUCACCCACCAGCUGUGCAGGGAGUCCGGAGCGGGGUCAUGUCUUUGUAAUGUGCUGGGAGGGGACAGCAUACAUUCUGUUUUCCGUGGAAGGAAAUACACUCAUCUGUGGAAUCUAAGCUUUGACCCUGGACCGCUCCAGAAAGCAGUGAAAUGGACACUGCCUUUUACGAGGCACUAACUCCAGCAAAACUUCGCUGCUUACGUUUUUGAAUUGGAGCCGUGGUACCCUUACAAGGCUUUCCCAGCCGGUGGAAGCCUUCGCAGUAAAAUGAUAAUAAAACAGCAGAAUUGAAUGGUCAACUCUUCCGGUGAUUGUCAUGAGGUUUCAGGUCAGCAGCGGAUCUCUCAUUGGGAUCGCGGAAGGGAUGUACGAGGAUGCGUGAUCGCUGUUUAAAAAGAUUGAAGCAAAAGACGCCUGUGACUGGCUCAGAGCUGCCGGAUUUCCACAGUAUUCCCAGUUGUUUGAAGCAUCUCAGUUUCCUGUUGAUAUUGAAGUGGUGAAAAAUGAUCAUGAAUUUUUAGACAGGGAUGCCACAGAGUCUCUUUGCAGGCGAUUGAAAACACUGAACAAAUGUGCAAUGAUGAAAUUGGAAAUUAGUAAAGAUAGAAGAAAGAGUGAUGAAUCAGAAGAUGAUGAACCCUGUGCUAUCAGCAACAAAUGGACUUUUCAAAGGGACAACCAGCGAUGGUCUCGUGUUGAAACACUAGAAUCUCCUCAUUCAGAAAGUAUCUCCUUGCCUGGGAGCCCUUGCUUGAAGAGCCUUGACAGUGACGAUAUCAUGUUCCCAGACCUGGGUGAGAAACACGAGGUAUCAUCAGUUCACAGCACCAGCAGCAGCAGUGGCGGUAGUGAUAAUAUCAGUUUGCCGAAAAACGCUGAAAUCCAUGCCACAGACUUUGAGACAAGUCAACGUUCCUCAAGGUGUUCCUCUAUAAAAAUGCCUUCUGCACACUCUUCCUUCAGUAGCCCACCAUCCCCUAAUGAGGUCUUUGGAUUUAGCAGUUAUGGAAAAUGCUCAAAGACAAAGGGGAGAGGUUUAUUUAGGAAAAUGGAGAAGCUUCGACUGAGAAGUUCAAGUCAGAAGAAGAGCGGCCAUCCAAAGCUUAGGCCGUUUAUCAGUGCCCCUGUGCUUCGGGAGGGAUUUGAUGAAGAAAAAUUGAGAAAUCUCAAUUGUGUCAAUGUUGCAGAACUUGAUGAGCAAUUUCAGAGUCAGAACCUGUCGUGCUCAUCCCGAACUUGUAGCAGUAGCAGUCAGUCGGAAAACAGUAGUACUGUAAGCACGCCCAGCCCUGUCCUUAGAACACGAAGCCAGAUCUAUAGAAAAGAAGGUGGACUGUAUGUGGAAAAUUUUAAUUUGGCUUUGCCACCUUGUAGGACCCAAAAAAGCAAUGCAAAUGAGAGAGGUGAAAAUGAUCAUUUAAUUUUUCAUGUUCCACACGGUCACAAACCAGGAACAUUUCCCAAAGCACUUCAGCAUGGCAUGAUAGCAGCAACAGACAACACAUCAGUAAAUUGGAGGACUGGCAGUUUCCACGGCUACCGAAAGAGCAGAUUUGGGAGGGACAGCAGGAGGAGCAGUUCAAAGGAGUUGGACAGUGGACAGAACCCCCAACAUUUGGAUAAUCGAGUAAGCAUUUAUGAUAAUGUCCCAGGAGUCCAUGUUCACCUGAACAAUGGUGUAAUAGCAGAUGUAGGUGAUGACGAUGUGUUUGCAGAAAUGGAUGAUAUCAUGGAGCACGUGAAUGGCAUCCAAAGGCUUGUGGGCAAGUGGACAGAAAAAUUUUCCGAUGAAGGGGAAUCAGAUUCUGCAAAUGACUCUACAUCUUACCCGUCUUCUCCAAAGGACAUCCAUUUGGAGAUAGAGAAACACCUUGGGAGGGUUAAUGAGGAGUUGCCAGCUAACAUGGCUGAAAAGUCUGUUGAAUUAGAUGCAUCAGAUGUCCAUUUUGAGAGAGACUCUGGAGUUGGUUCAUCUUUAAAGCAUGCUAACAGGCGAGAAAGACCAUGUUGGCCCAGUGAGCAGAACUUGAACUGUCAGAAUCUCCAUCUGCAAAUUGACAGCCAGUCUGCUGCCCAGCUCAACCUGUUACAGAAGCUAGCCCUUCUGAAGCUCACGGCACUGAUGGACAAAUACUCCCCCUCCAGCAAGCAAGGCUGGAACUGGACUGUUCCAAAAUUCAUCAGGAAGAUAAAGGCUCCUGAUUUUAAAGAUCGAGUGGUGUUUGGAGUUCCAUUGCUACUGAACGUGCAGCGUACAGGGCAUCCUCUACCCAAAGGCAUACUGCAGGCCAUGUACUUUCUGCGGAGCCAGUGCCUGGACCAGGUUGGAUUAUUUAGGAAGUCUGGAGUGAAAUCCAGGAUCCAGGCAUUACGAGAGAUGAAUGAGAGCUCUCCAGAUGGUGUCAGCUACGACGGCCAAUCUGCAUUUGAUGUUGCUGACAUGGUGAAACAGUACUUCCGUGAUCUACCCGAACCCUUAUUUACUACAAAGCUGUCUGAGUCAUUCCUUCAUAUUUAUCAAUAUCUGCCGACAGACAAGCAAUUACCUGCUGUUCAGUCAGCUAUCCUGCUGCUCCCAGAUGAAAACCGUGAAGCUCUGCAGACUCUUCUCUUCUUCCUCUGCGACGUUGUAGCCUGUGUCAGUGAGAACCAAAUGACCCCUACCAACCUUGCUGUUUGCCUGGCUCCAUCCCUCUUUCACCUCAACACCCUGAGAAGGGAAAGCACUACCUCAAGGGUAAGCCAGAGGAAAUAUAGCCUGGGGAAACCUGACCAGAGGGAUCUAAGUGAAAAUCUUGCAGCCACACAAGGAUUGGCACACAUGAUUGCAGAGUGUGCAAAUCUUUUUCUGGUUCCUGAGCAAUGGGCAGGGCAAAACUCGCCCAUCAAUCACCAAUUCCAAAUGGAUUGUACUGAUGUUUUAAAUGAUUCCGAAUGGUAUUUUGGCAUCAAGACUGCACUACAGAUCUCCUUGCAGAACCUGCUGAAGGAGGCAAAGGAGAAAUUUAAAGGUUGGACCAGUUGCUGCAGUUUGGAACAUGUAGAAAUCGCAUGUAAGAAGGUAGAUGAUAAUCAUCCUUUGCGCUUGUGGAAAGUGUCUACUGAAGUGGAAAAGCCACCAGAGGAGAUCCUGAAACAUUUGCUAAGGGUGCAUCAUCUUUGGGAGAAAGACCUCUUCCAGUCAAAGGUCGUUAAGAUGCUGGAUGAUGAGACUGAAAUAUAUCAUUACACCAUCAGUAGUACCUUCCCACACCCAGACAGAGAUCAUGUGGUUUUGAGAACCUGGCAGACAGAUUCUCAAACAGGAUUGUGUAUGUUAGCUGCCACAUCUGUGGAUGCCAAAGAAGUUAUUUUACAAGGAGUCCAAGCAAAUGUAAUCACGUUCCAAUAUCACAUUGAGCCAGUUGGACCCACAAAAUCCAAACUCGUUCACAUCCGUAGAAUAGACACAAGAGGCCGAAAUCCAGAAUGGUACAACAAAGUGUAUGGCUAUCGCUGUGCUGCUGAACUCCUCAAGAUUAGAGAUUCCUUCACUGCAUCUGAUCCUGAACUACGAGAAACAAAUAUAUGAAACUGCAAUCUAAAAGUAAAAAGCAGAUGCUGGAAAUCUGAAAUCAAAUCAGAAAAUGCUGGUGAUACUCGUCAGGUCGAGCAGCAACCACGGAAGAAGAUAUAAUUAAUUAAUCUUUCAGAUCAACAACCAUUCAUCAGAACUGAAAUGUUAACUGCCACCCUCAUUUGCUAUUUUUUUUGUUUAUGAAACUUACUUUAAUGGUUUAGUUAUGCAAUGUUUAAACCAAAGCAACGAAUGUGCUUAAAAGUGCAUGCCAGAAAGUCUAUCAGAACAUAGUACAAUGAUUGGAAGAGUGGCUGUGCAAAGGAAAGAGGCCCCAGCCAGUUUAACACAGCUACUGAUUUGGUGGGGUGCUUGGGGAAACUGGUGGUUUGGGUGGGGGUGAAUGGUUGAACAUCUGUUAAGAGUUUGAAAUGUUAAUCAUGAAAUUUUGUCCCAAAUUCUUGUAAGUUAUGCAUUGCCUCCCCUACCUCAUUUGGAAGCAUUUCUUCUAUUUGCUUUGGCAUUCAAAGGGAAAUUCUAAAUCACAACAGAGAAGUUAUGGAUAAUUAGCCGAAAAUUGACCUAAUAUCCUCAUUGCAAACAGCCGAUUUCAACAGGCGUAAAACUGACCAGUUGCCGAGUGAUGUCAGCCUGGAUUUAUUUAAGUAUGUUUAAUCUGGUUUGAUCAGUGGGAAAGGGAAAAGUUACAACAGAUGCCCAAAAUUAUUUUGUGGGAAUCUGAGAACAGUUGUCCUUCGUAUCAAACAAAAAAUGUUUAAAACUUUGAGGUCUCUACUUCCUCAGUGGGUUUAGGGAGGAGGCUGCCUCUGGUGGCUUGAUUUAAUUUUUGCAAUGUCAGCUUGGAAAGAAAAGAUAAAGAAGUUUACAAAUUUAUAUUUGAAAUGAUUUUCAAAAACAAAACCAUCAGUAAUGAAACAAUGACACAAAUAUUUCAUUGAACCAAAUGUCACAGACUGAAGUCAUUCGAUCUAACUGCAUUAACUUUGAAUUAGAUGAAUAAUGAUGGCACAUAUCUUAAUUUUGUUUCAUUCAGUAGUUAGUUGCCAUCACACAAUGUGCAAAUGCCAGUAAUAUGGCCAUAGAACCUAAAUCUAUUUAGCAAUAGCAUCUAAGUUCCAUCAGGGUAGGUGCAUUUUUUAUCCAGUAUCAUCAAUGAUUUGUUAAACCACAUCUCAAUAAUGACGUCUAUCCACGACCUCCUCUACUGUAAAGAUCAAGCCACACUCAGGUUGGAGGAACAACACCUUAUAUUCCGUCUGGGUAGUCUCCAACCUGAUGGCAUGAACAUCGACUUCCCUAACUUCCACUAAUGCCCCACCUCCCCCUCGUACCCCAUCUGUUACUUAUUUUUAUGCACACAUUCUUUCUCUCACUCUCCUUUUUCUCCCUCUGAAUAUACCCCUUGCCCAUCCUCUGGGUCCCCCCACCCCCCGGUCUUUCUUCCCAGACCUCCUGUCCCAUGAUCCUCUCGUAUCCCCUUUUGCCUAUCACCUGUCCAGCUCUUGGCUCUAUCCCUCCCCCUCCUGUCUUCUCCUAUCAUUUUGGAUCUCCCCCUCCCCCUCCAACUUUCAAAUCCCUUACUCACUCUUCCUUCAGUUAGUCCUGACAAAGGGUCUCGGCCUGAAACGUUGACUGCACCUCUUCCUACAGAUGCUGCCUGGCCUGCUGCGUUCACCAGCAACUUUGAUGUGUGUUGCUUGUCUCAAUAAUGACCAGUCUGUUUACCUAUUCUGAUUACAUUUUAAAUAUGAAAUGCCAUGAAAAUGAUGCGUUUGUAAUUAGAACACAGUAUUGUACUGUGAUGAGGAAUUGGUGAGGUUGAAAUGUGAACUGAGUAAUCCAGUUUUGCAAAACAUUUGGUGUUUUCUAAAGAAUUUAAUGAUUUUAAUUUCUAAGAAUUAACUUAUGACUUGAUAGGUUGGUAGCACAUUUAUAUUUUAAAUCUUGUAUCUAUUCUGAUUUAUUGAACCAUGCGACUAUUUUACAUAUAUAAUAGUUUUUGACCUCCGUGGUAAAAUAUAACUUCCAUUUUAUCAGGUUGAUGUCAUAAACUGGUCAGUAAUUUCACCUAAAAUGAAAUUCAGGCAAAGUAACAAAGAGGAAGCUUGUUAAAUAGAAAUACUUUGCCUGUAGCCCAUGUUGCUUGCUUGGUUCAGUACUCUGCCAGCAUUUACUGAUUUAAAUUGAGACAGUAUUAACUGACUAGUGGUGCUGUCAGAUUGCGUCGAAAUGUGCCAAAUUAGUGAUGGUAGUUUGAACUAUUUCAGGCCAAUGAUGGUGGGGAAGAAGAUGGAAAAGUACAUAAAAAUUUGUUAUGCAAAGCAGGAUUGCAUGUAAAAAGUUUGAAUCGAUAAUUGUGCAAAUAAUUCCAGUAUUACUUUGAGUAAAUUGUUUCACAUGCUGUAGAUGUACAAGAUGUUACAGUAAGUUCAUGGAUGUUGAGCCUUGGUAUAAAACCUGUCUGUGCAGAUACUGGAUUAGCAAAAAAUGCAGCUAUUUAUAUUUAAAAGUGAUUUAUGUCAAUUUUAUUACUUGCAGCCAAAAUUAAGAAUCAAAAUGCUAUUUUAUCUAUUUAUGUAUAUGUAUACAUUUUGUACUUCAUUUAUGUAAAUAUUUACUGCAUCUUAAACUCAUUCAGAAUGUCCAAUAAUUCACUAUCCCAUUUAUUGAAAAUGUAAUGACAACUGUUUAAUGUAGGAUUGCAUAUAUAAUAUAAAUCUUAAUUUGAAGCAGGGAGUUUUAUUUCCUUCUUUAUUAGCUUUCAAUUGCAUCAAGCCGUGUGCCAGAAUCAGGUUUAAUAUCACUAGCGUAUGUCGUGAUAUUUGGUUGUCUUUGCAGCAGCCGUACAAUGCAAUAAAUAAUAGGAAAAAAACUGAAUUACAGAAAGUGAAUUCCAGUUAAAUAUACCAGGCCAAUAAGGGACAACUGGCCCUUCAACGCAUCACGUGAGCCGAACAUCAUGGAUGCUAGAAGUGCUUGGGUCAAAGGUUACCAAUACAAUAAGUUAGAUUGUGGUGAUAAGUCAUUUACCCACUUUAUUCUCCUACUGCUGAAUAGUGGCAGCAGUGUUUUGCUUUGGCUACUUCCAUUGCACCAAUAUAGCUGAGCACUACAGCACAGAAACAGGCCAUUUGGCCCAUCCAGUGCAUGCUGAACCAUUAUUCUACCCAGACCCAUUAGCCUACACACAGACCAUAAUCCUUCAUAUCUCUCCCAUGUACCUAUCCAAUUUUCUCUUCAAUGCUAACCCAUGACCAACCAACCACCUCUGCUGGCAGCUUGUUCCACACUCUCACCACCCUCCUGAGUGAAGAAGUCCCCCCCCAGGUUCCCAUAAACAUUUUGCCUUUCACCCUUAACCAUGAUCUUUUAGUUUGAGUCUCACUCAACCUCGGUUGCAUUUCCCCUACCUAUGCCCCUGAUCAUAUUGUAUAUC